Molecule: messenger RNA, 1140 nt
Organism: Suncus etruscus (white-toothed pygmy shrew)
Lineage: Eukaryota; Metazoa; Chordata; Mammalia; Eulipotyphla; Soricidae
Product: leukocyte elastase inhibitor-like
Exons: 8
Coding region: 1-1140 (379 amino acids)
Biological process (GO): negative regulation of endopeptidase activity
Molecular function (GO): serine-type endopeptidase inhibitor activity
Source: RefSeq, a predicted model, not a curated record
AUGGACUCCUGGACUGUAGCCAACAGGGCCUUCGCACUGGAACUAUUCCAUGCCCUGAAUCAAGAGGACCCAUCGGCCAAUCUGCUCUUCUCACCCUUUAGCGUGUCUUCAGCGAUGGCUAUGGUCUUCCUGGGCACACGUGGCAGCACUGAAGCACAGCUUGCCAAGACUCUUCAUUUUGACACGGUGAAGGAGAUUCAUCAAAGAUUCCAGAGCCUGAACUCCGAUAUCAAUAAACAUGGCACUUCCAGCAUCCUGAAGGUCGCCAACAGGCUAUAUGGGGAGAAAACUUACAAGUUCCUUCCAGAGUUCUUAGAUUUGACUCAAAAAUUUUAUGGGGGGGAUCUGGCACAUGUGGACUUCCAGUGUGCAUCCCCACAGGCCAGGCAAGUGAUCAAUGAGUGGGUCAAAGGACAGACAGAAGGGAAAAUCCCAGAACUGUUGACCACAGGGGUGGUGGACAGCAUGACCAAAUUGUUGCUGGUGAACGCCAUCUACUUCAAUGGGAAAUGGGAGAAGGAAUUCCCCAAACAGGCCACCCAUGAAGCUCCAUUCAAGGUGAAUAAGAAUGAAACCAAGAAGGUGAUGAUGAUGUAUCAAAGGAACAAAUUUACCGUGGGCUACAUCGAGGCCAUUACAGCAUAUGCGCUUCAGAUUUCCUUUUUAAAAGAUGAAUUUAGCAUGCUCAUCAUGCUGCCCGACAACAAUGAGGGCAUGACCACAGGCCUCCAAGAGAUAGAAAAGCAGAUGAACUUGGAGAACCUAAACGAGUGGACAAAGCCUGAGAACAUGCCAGUCAAGGUUGUCGAUGUCUACCUGCCAAGGUUCAAGCUGAAGGAGAUAUAUACCCUCAACUCCCACCUUGCACAUCUAGGGCUGACUCAGCUUUUUGAUCCCAGCCAGGCAGACUUGUCUGCCAUGUCAGAAGCCAGAGAUAUUUUCAUUUCCAAAAUUGUGCACAAAUCCUUCGUGGAGGUAAAUGAGGAGGGCACAAAAGUGAAGGCCUCCACAGCAGAUAAUGUUAACUUAUGCAUGAUGGAAUCAGGGGUAGAGUUCAAGUGUGACCGGCCCUUCCUCUUUCUCAUUCUUCACAACGUCUCCAAAAUGAUCAUCUUUAUGGGAAAGUGUACUUCUCCAUAA